GCAAAUAUUUUGUGGAUUGAAUUUUCACAUUGUCUACACUCAAUCCAGAGCUAUGGAGGUCGUAUCGCUGUCCAAUAAUGACUCCAUGAAGCAAUCAAUGUGGAAUUUUGUAUUUAACGAUAUAGCAGAUCCACGAACUUCUUCAUGGUUCCUUGUAGGUAAUCCUCUUCCAGUUUUAGCGAUACUGAUCUCCUAUUUGUAUUUUGUGCUGAAAUGGGGCCCAAAUUUUAUGAAGGACCGAAAGGCAUACAGCCUGAAGAGACCGAUCAUGAUUUACAAUAUGUUCCAAGUUAUUUUCAACAUCUACCUAUGUUAUAAGGGUUCAGAAAUGUGGCGCACGUACAACUGGAUUUGCCAGCCAAUAGAUUACUCAAAUUCUCCCUUUGCCUUGGCGACCGCUUGGAGUUGUUAUUUGUACUUCAUCAACAAAAUAACCGACUUAAUGGACACGAUUUUCUUUACGCUGAGGAAGAAAACCAGCCAAGUCACUUUCCUGCAUCUCUUCCACCACACUCUUAUGCCCGUCAUAUCCUGGAUAAUGGUGAAAUAUAUCCCAGGCGGUCAAAUAACAUUUGCCGGAUUUCUGAACACUUUCGUUCACAUUAUCCUCUAUGGGUAUUACUUUCUAUCCUCCUGUGGACCAGAAGUGCAAAAGUAUUUGGGCUGGAAAAAAUACAUUACCAGACUGCAACUGGUCCAGUUUAUUCUAGUUUUCAUCCACAGUUGUCAGAUACUAUUUGUCGACUGCGGUUUUCCCAAAUGGACCUUAAUUAUCACGCUUCCGAAUGCCACCUUUUUUUACUUCUUGUUUAGCGACUUCUACAAGAACAAUUACACAACGCCAAAAUCAGCAAAUAAAGUGCAUGUGAAAUCUAAGUAGGAAAUACAUAUUUGAAACACCGA
Molecule: messenger RNA, 903 nt
Organism: Dendroctonus ponderosae (mountain pine beetle)
Lineage: Eukaryota; Metazoa; Arthropoda; Insecta; Coleoptera; Curculionidae
Gene: sit
Product: elongation of very long chain fatty acids protein AAEL008004
Exons: 6
Coding region: 53-880 (275 amino acids)
Biological process (GO): fatty acid elongation, monounsaturated fatty acid; fatty acid elongation, polyunsaturated fatty acid; fatty acid elongation, saturated fatty acid
Cellular component (GO): endoplasmic reticulum membrane
Molecular function (GO): fatty acid elongase activity
Source: RefSeq, a predicted model, not a curated record